UGCUCAAUUGAGCAAUGUAUUCCAAAUAACUACACGUGAUUGGCCCCGUGGGCUGAAUGCGUGUGAUUGACAGGUGAUCCAGCCACUGACGACAUGCCAUCCAAGGUGUCAUGCUUGUAUUUGCUGACUGUGGUUUGCUGGGCCAGUGCACUGUGGUAUCUCAGUGGCUCUCGGCCCUCAACCACGUAUGUGGGUCAGAUGAACUUCACUCCUCGCAAACCGCUUCCAAGGCUCUCAAAGAACGACACGUUCAGCAAUAUCCGAACACGUACUCUGAACCCACACAAUUUCAAGUUCCUCAUAAACGAGCCCAACAAAUGCAAAAGCACAACGCCCUUUCUUGUCCUCCUCAUAAGCACCAACCACAAGGAGUUUGAUGCCCGCCAGGCGAUCCGGGAGACGUGGGGAGAUGAGAACAUGUUCGGCGACAUUAAAAUUUUGACGCUGUUUCUUCUUGGGUACAACACUGAACCUGUCCUCAACCAGAUGGUGGAACAAGAGAGCCAGAUCUUCCAUGACAUCCUAGUCGAGGACUUUGUGGAUUCCUACCACAAUUUGACCCUAAAGACUCUCAUGGGCAUGCGAUGGGUGACCUCAUUCUGCCCAAAUGCACAAUACAUCAUGAAAACAGACAGUGAUAUAUUUGUCAACAUGGACAAUUUAGUGUUUAAGCUUCUGAGACCCAGCGCCAAACCAAGGCGACGCUUUUUCACUGGUCACGUGAUAAAUGGAGGACCCAUACGUGACGUUCACAGCAAGUGGUUCAUGUCCAGAGAUCUCUACCCUGAUAGCAGGUACCCACCCUUUUGCUCUGGUACUGGAUACGUCUUCUCUGGAGACAUUGCUGAGCUGAUUUAUAAGACCUCCCUCCAUACACGACUCCUACAUCUGGAGGACGUGUAUGUGGGACUGUGCCUGCGGAAACUAGGCAUUCGCCCUUUCCAGAACGGUGGAUUCAAUCACUGGAAAAUGUCCUACAGUCUCUGCCGCUACCGAAAAGUGUUAACUGUACAUCAGAUUUCACCAGAGGAGAUACUGAGAAUAUGGACCGAUAUGUCCAAUAAGAAACAUCUCAAAUGCUAGCACAUGCGAGAUGGUUGCGGAAUAAUGUGAUAUUGAAAAUAUACAGGACUGUUUGUGACCCUCCAGGUCUGAGAUACAGCAAUACAGUUUAUAUACUUGCAACACAGACCACACUCAUGAAGUCGAUGUCAGUCUGUAGAGCAAUAUGCACAGGGACAAACUGGAUUCACAAGGUAUUUGCAAAU
Messenger RNA from Carassius carassius (crucian carp), 1268 nucleotides. RefSeq names its product beta-1,3-galactosyltransferase 1-like. NCBI's taxonomy places the organism in Eukaryota, Metazoa, Chordata, Actinopteri, Cypriniformes, Cyprinidae. The coding region runs from base 94 to 1083 and encodes 329 amino acids. The transcript has a single exon. The record is from RefSeq and is a predicted model, not a curated record. Gene Ontology annotation, cellular component: membrane. Gene Ontology annotation, molecular function: N-acetyl-beta-D-glucosaminide beta-(1,3)-galactosyltransferase activity.